Messenger RNA from Colletotrichum graminicola M1.001, 477 nucleotides. RefSeq lists its product as uncharacterized. The coding region runs from base 1 to 477 and encodes 158 amino acids. The record is from RefSeq and is a predicted model, not a curated record. Lineage: Eukaryota; Fungi; Ascomycota; Sordariomycetes; Glomerellales; Glomerellaceae. The transcript has a single exon.
AUGCUGGUCAAGCUGCGCGAGAAGUGGGUGGGGCCGUCUGCGUCGAGCCGUGUCUACCUUGAGGCACUGGAGCCUAUCCUGGUUUCGCAGGUGAGGUCAACGUCAACGGCCACCGGAGUCAUACCUGCUCGUUAUCCUCCGCCACCAUAUCCCACGAGUCCAGUCCGCGAUGCCAAGUUCCGCGACAACAUCCGGGCGUCCGUCGCCUCGUACCACGCAAUACCGGGCACGAUCCUCAAAUUCCCCAUCGGCCUGACGAGACCCCUCAAGUGCGACUUGGACAGCUGCAAUGCUGGUAGCAUCUUCAAGAUGCUGCGGCCCGGCGGCAAAAUGAUAGCCGCCCGGAACGUCGUGAAGGGAAGCUUCACGGGAAAGUUCGCCGAGGCCGAGGACCUCGGGGAGGUAGGUGGUGGGCUGUCACGGAUACAAGAAGGUGACGGACUUCCGCCUGACGCACCCACCGGCAUAAGCAAGUAG